Messenger RNA from Brassica rapa (field mustard), 1754 nucleotides. RefSeq names its product molybdate-anion transporter. The record is from RefSeq and is a predicted model, not a curated record. Lineage: Eukaryota; Viridiplantae; Streptophyta; Magnoliopsida; Brassicales; Brassicaceae. Gene Ontology annotation, biological process: molybdate ion transport. Gene Ontology annotation, cellular component: membrane. Gene Ontology annotation, molecular function: molybdate ion transmembrane transporter activity.
AGUGGCAUUUACGCGUCAGUGAGAGAGUAUAGUAUAAAAACGAUCUGGAUCUCAAAUAAGUAGAGUAGGAUCACUUUCUCCAUCGAAAAUAUCUCUCAAUUUCUCUGGAUCCAGCGACAAUGGAGGUGUUCUACUACGUGGUGUUCGGGGUCCUUGGCAUCGUCGUGGCGACGUUGGAGCUAAGCAAGAACAAUAAGGACCGGAUCAACACUUCUUCUGCUUUCACUUCUUUCAAGAACAACUACCUCGUCGUUUACUCUCUCAUGAUGGCGGGUGACUGGUUACAGGGUCCAUAUGUGUACUAUCUUUACAGUACUUAUGGGUUCAGUAAAGGGGAUAUUGGGCAGCUUUUCAUUGCUGGUUUUGGUUCCUCUAUGCUCUUUGGUACUAUUGUUGGAUCUCUAGCCGACAAACAGGGUCGUAAGAGAGCGUGUGUUACUUACUGUAUUACCUACAUAUUGAGCUGCAUCACCAAGCAUUCUCCUCAAUACAAGGUUUUGAUGUUGGGCCGUGUGUUGGGAGGCAUUUCUACUUCCCUUCUCUUUUCAUCUUUUGAAUCCUGGCUAGUUGCUGAGCACAAUAAGAGGGGCUUUGAGCAGCAAUGGCUGUCUAUAACAUUCUCAAAGGCUGUGUUUUUUGGAAAUGGUCUUGUUGCUAUUAUCGCUGGAUUGUUUGGGAACUUGCUAGUGCAUUCCUUCUCUCUUGGUCCUGUUGCGCCAUUUGACGCUGCUGCAUGCGUUCUUGCUAUUGGAAUGGCUGUCAUUCUAUCUUCAUGGUCUGAAAACUAUGGUGAUCCUUCUGACAACAAGGACUUGCUUACUCAGUUUAGAGGUGCUGCAAUCGCCAUUGCCUCUGAUGAAAAGAUCGCACUUUUGGGUGCCAUCCAGUCGCUUUUUGAAGGAUCUAUGUAUACUUUUGUAUUCCUCUGGACUCCUGCUCUAAGCCCCAACGAUGAGGAGAUUCCCCAUGGUUUCAUUUUUGCUACGUUUAUGCUCGCUUCGAUGCUCGGCAGUUCUCUUGCUUCUCGUCUAUUGUCUCGCUCAUCUCCCAAAGUAGAGAGCUACAUGCAGAUAGUCUUCCUAGUUUCUGCUGCCUCACUAUUGCUUCCAAUUAUAAUGGCUUCAUUAGUAGCACCUUCCAAAGUAAAAGGUGGAGGAAUCUCUUUCUCGGGUUGCUUCCAGCUUCUUGGGUUCUGUAUCUUUGAGGCGUGUGUAGGACUGUUUUGGCCAUCCAUAAUGAAGAUGAGAUCCCAAUACAUACCUGAGGAAGCCAGAAGCACAAUCAUGAACUUUUUCCGGAUUCCUCUGAACAUCUUUGUCUGUGUUGUCUUGUACAAUGUGAAUGCGUUCCCAAUCACAGUCAUGUUUGGAAUGUGCUCUAUCUUCCUCUUUGUUGCUAGUCUCCUGCAAAGAAGGCUCAUGAUGAUUGUUGACAAGCCAAAGACAAAUGAUUGGACACCUCUUAAUGAAAGAAACACAGAAGAUGAUCCUCUCAACGUUUGAUGAAUAAACUAUACAUUAUGCACAUUCUGGAUUCAAUAAUGGAGACAGAUAGAAGACAAGGAAAAGUUUUAAGGUUGUUUCUUAUGGCAAUAUAGCAUGCAACAAUUCGAACAGAAAGUUCAUAGCAGUGAAGUUUGAUUAUUUAAUUUUCUCGGCUAUUAUUUAUUGUUGUUGUUAGAAUUUAAAGACACGUUUAUUUUUGUAUGCAAUCAAUGAGGCAUUGUUUCUACCAUUUUGUUUGAGCUCCGUUUC